Messenger RNA from Jaculus jaculus (lesser Egyptian jerboa), 1757 nucleotides. It is a transcript of the gene Pgam1, whose product is annotated as phosphoglycerate mutase 1. Gene Ontology annotation, molecular function: intramolecular phosphotransferase activity. The record is from RefSeq and is a predicted model, not a curated record. Gene Ontology annotation, biological process: glycolytic process. The transcript is spliced from 4 exons. Bases 68 to 832 code for a protein of 254 amino acids. Lineage: Eukaryota; Metazoa; Chordata; Mammalia; Rodentia; Dipodidae.
AGGGGGGUUGGGCUGCCACCGGAAUCUCGGCGAGUCGCGGUCGCCGCUGCAUCCUUAACCUUCCGCCAUGGCCGCCUACAAGCUGGUGCUGAUCCGGCACGGGGAGAGCGCCUGGAACCUGGAGAACCGCUUCAGCGGCUGGUACGAUGCCGACCUGAGCCCCGCGGGCCACGAGGAGGCGAAGCGCGGCGGGCAGGCGCUGCGAGAUGCUGGCUAUGAAUUUGACAUCUGCUUUACCUCAGUGCAGAAAAGAGCAAUCCGAACCCUUUGGACAGUGUUGGAUGCCAUUGACCAGAUGUGGCUGCCAGUAGUGAGGACUUGGCGCCUCAAUGAGCGGCAUUAUGGGGGUUUGACUGGUCUCAAUAAAGCAGAAACUGCUGCCAAGCAUGGUGAGGCCCAGGUAAAAAUCUGGAGGCGCUCCUAUGAUGUCCCCCCACCGCCGAUGGAGCCCGACCAUCCCUUCUACAGCAAUAUCAGUAAGGAUCGCAGGUAUGCAGACCUUACUGAGGACCAGCUACCCUCCUGCGAGAGUCUGAAGGACACGAUUGCCAGAGCACUGCCUUUCUGGAAUGAAGAAAUUGUCCCCCAGAUCAAGGAAGGGAAAAGAGUCCUGAUCGCAGCCCAUGGCAACAGCCUUCGGGGCAUUGUCAAGCAUCUGGAGGGUCUCUCUGAAGAGGCCAUCAUGGAGCUGAACCUGCCAACUGGGAUUCCCAUUGUCUAUGAACUGGACAAGAACUUGAAGCCCAUCAAGCCCAUGCAGUUCCUAGGGGAUGAAGAGACCGUGCGUAAAGCCAUGGAAGCCGUGGCUGCCCAGGGCAAGGCCAAGAAGUGAAGGCCAGCUGGCCGACUAUGACCCCAAGGAACACCCCCCCACACACACCCCCUGUCCCCAUGCCCUGUGCGCCUCUCCCUAACACCUGUCACACUGACUACAUCUUUAGGAUCUUAAGUUGUAGCUGCAGAUGGGGACCGGUGACUUCCGUUUCCAUCUUAGUACUUUGUCUCCUGCACCCACUCCCUUCAUAGAAUCUAGUCAGAAUAGCACCUCUGGGGUGCGGGUCCUUGGUCCAAGCCCAGGCAAUGCUCCUCUUACCCAGGAGAGUUGAGGGAGUGGUUCUAGUUCUUCUAGUGCUUUGUUUACUAAGGACCUGCCUGGGAAAUUGGUCGGGGAGGAGCCAUGCUGAGGCACGACCAACGAGAAGCCACAAUCCAUUUUUGUUCUAGAGCCUGUUCUGCAUUCCUCUACAGUAAGGUCUGGGGGCUCUAGUCAUUCCAGUGGAAUAUGAAUGUAGCCUGCAUGGUGAUUUUGAGAAAACAACUAUUUCCUUCCUGACCCCAGAACAUUGGGAUCAGUCUUGAACUGAGUUCAUUACUUUAGUUUAAGAAAAUAUAUACAUAUACACACACAUCUAUAAAUAAUGCCACACAAAAACCCUUCUGGGGUGUCUAGUGGUGGUUGAAAUAGUCCCAUGUGGUAAUGAAAAUAAGCCAUUCCUCAUACCAAAAUGGAUUAAGCUCUGUGGCCUUGAAGAGGCGGGGCAGGAGGCACUCCUGCCGUGUGUCUUAGCAGCCCUCCUCCGCCUUGCUUGUGGCAGUGAGAUGAAACGCCCCUUGAUCAUGUCUAAGUGUAUUUCACCAUGUCUCAUUUCUGAAUCAUGUUCCAGUUACUUGGUCCUGCCACAUGGGCUCAGUUCUCAUUUUGGGCAUAACUACUAAAUCUUUUCCAGAUCAGUAUAAUAAAGGAGUGAUGUGCAAUA